Messenger RNA from Colletotrichum lupini, 432 nucleotides. RefSeq lists its product as uncharacterized. The transcript is spliced from 5 exons. Bases 1 to 432 code for a protein of 143 amino acids. The record is from RefSeq and is a predicted model, not a curated record. Lineage: Eukaryota; Fungi; Ascomycota; Sordariomycetes; Glomerellales; Glomerellaceae.
AUGUGUCCCGUGAUUCGUUUAGGCGUGUCCAAUUCACAAUGCGGCGCUCUCGAAAAGGCUAUCGAUGUCAGAAUGAAUGUUCCUAUAGCCCCUUGGAAGUGGUAUAACCUCGUCGAGUCAAACGGCCAGACAAUCAAGCUUUUUCGUCCAAGACUCGUGAUGCUGAUCAGACCCGUCGAUACACAAACAUCGUCAAAACCCAAUGUAGUAAGAGAAUUCGAAGCUGACACAGGUGAUGAUUAUCGUUUGAAAAUCAACAUGGCUGUCAGGCAUGGUUGGGCUGCAGAACGCAAAACUACGUCGAAAACCUCUCGAAUGAAUGUGUCGGUUGAUAUGAACGUCACCCAUGGGGGUUUGACGCAUAUUGACGUUGCGACAACGCCGCUUUACUGUACUGCUACAUCAGAUCGUCUAGGAUCAUCUACCGAUUGA